AUGCUUGAUGUUAUAGGUAAAGCUUGUAAUAGUAAGCAAUCAUCUGCUAUUAAAUUGAUGAAACGUACAUCGACUAUGUUUAUGCUCAAUAUUUCUUAUGAUUGUUUAAUUUCUAAUUCUCAAAAGUUAGCUGUGUUUAAAGAUAAUAUCAUUUCAACACAAUGCACAAUUUACUUGAUUUAUGAUUUCCCUAUCAUUAACCGUACAAAUGUUAUCAUCACUUGUAAUAAUAUUGUAAAUAAACCGGGUCAAGAUUGGAAAUUUGUCUUUGGGAGUAUAAGUGGCCACAAGUCACGUAUUGCAAACGAAACAUUUAUUAUCACACUUGAACCAGUGCCUCUCAAACAUAUAACGAAAUUGAACAUAAAAAUUAAUGAAGCCAUCACAGAAGCAUCAAUCUUUGCACCUCAAUGUCAUCAAGCAGCAGAAAUGAAAUAUCUUAGCGCCCGAUGUGGAAGAGAUAAUAGUCAACAAAAACCUCUUUCGAACAACUGCACAUUUACAUGUCCUGUGAAACCAGGUGUCAUUUAUGCUAUAGUAGUCAUUCGUAAUCCUAUUAACAGAUAUGAUGGAAUGCAAAAAAUCAGUGAACCAAAUAAAGCAACCAAUUUCCGAGUCGAAUUAAACAAGAUCAAUAUUACUGUAGCAUUAAUUUAUUUCACAAUGCCACAAGGUCUUUUCGAUUAUAUUCAUAUUAUUUGCAAUGCAUCCUAUCAACGCUGUGAAAAUUUAAGUUCUCAUUUAACAGGCAGCAUUCACAGCACUUGUACUAAUUGUACACAUAUGGCUAUUACUCCAAUUGUGGGAGGUCUCAAAUAUAUAUGUUGGGCAAAUACUUCCAGAUCAGGAGUUAGUUCCGUACAAUAUGAAGCGGUAAAUUUCACUACACGUAAGUGA
Messenger RNA from Rotaria sp. Silwood1, 897 nucleotides. The record is from the annotation of a GenBank genome assembly. Lineage: Eukaryota; Metazoa; Rotifera; Eurotatoria; Philodinida; Philodinidae.